Schistosoma curassoni is the source of this 2622-nucleotide messenger RNA. NCBI's taxonomy places the organism in Eukaryota, Metazoa, Platyhelminthes, Trematoda, Strigeidida, Schistosomatidae. The record is from the annotation of a GenBank genome assembly.
GUGAUAACAAAAUAAGCUUUUUCACCAUCCUGUCUACUGAUUAUUUCCGAAUAUUUUUGAAAAGUUACAGAUCUAGAAAUCUUGCUUUAAAUAAAUAAUUACUGUGUCGAACGCACCAAUAAUUUGAGAGAUGCUUGACCUUCAAGUGCAACCACCUCCAUGAGGUCUUUUGGUAACAACAGCUGAUUGCAGUAACAUAGUUUUCAAGUCCCCAUAUACUCACAAUCUUUUGUGUAUAAAGUAGCAUCUGAACAGCUCAGUCAAAAUGAGCGACGAUAAUUCAGUUUUGGAAAAGUUUGUAUCAGAGAACGAUUGCAACUUUGAUAUCGACAAUGUUGAUUUUAAAACGAAGGAGGAAAUAUUGCAAGAAUGCCGUAAAAAGUUUGAGGACCAUACCGUUUCUGGAUUGCAUACUUGUCUUUGUUGUUUGCGAAUAUUGACGCGCGACAAUAUCCUGCGGAAGGAACUUACAUCCGAGUUUUUUUUAUCCCAACUCUUCAAAUAUGCCUUCGAAUAUAACUACAACCUUGAGUAUUCUAAAACUAGUCUAGAAGCUCUAAAAUCUCUUUCCAAUAUUGUAUUUAAAGAGCCAUGUGUCAUAGGACCACUUAAGACCAUGGGUUUCAUUAAAAAUGUGCUAGAAAGUGUGGAUAUCCUCAUUGAAACUGAAGAUAAUGAGAAGCUCCUGUUAUGUCUUAAGCUUCUUUUUCUUGUUACCGCUCUGGAUUCAGCUUCAAGACAAGAACUAAUGGAAUCCAACGCUCUGCGAAUGCUUGUGAGAGUUGUGAAUAUGAAAAGAUCAAACAUAACCGAUUCGAAUGUUUCAGCAGAAGCACUUAAAGUUGUAUAUAACGUACUCUACUCAACUAGAGACGAAGAUAUAACUAAAGAGUUAGGUGAUGACAUACAGAAUCUGGUGGUAAUGUUGAGGUGCAUUUUACAAGAUCCAGUAUUGGAUGAAUUCACUAAUUAUGCUUUGGUCAGCCAGGUGGUCAACGUAUUGAACAUCAUUCCGAAACAUUUAUACAAAUACCUUUUAGAUGAAAAUUCUAGAGAUCAUGUCACUGAUAGCUCAAUCAAAGAUUCGGCUUCAGAAAACAAAACAAAUGUGAUGUCUACAAUUGAAAUUUUGAUAGUCUUUCUUCACUCACAGCUUAAGUUGGAUGCUCGUAAGGAAUCCGAAACUGCUAACGAUAUACGAACUGAUGAAAGGAUUUGUCCGAUUUUGAACUGUCUUACGCGAGCAAGUAAAUCAAAUCGUCAGAUCAGAAAAUUUUGUCGCUUAAGGGUACUACCUUACCUGGGUAAGGAUGUUAAACGCCUACCAGAAGAUGGCGAUAAUAUAAGAAAUUACCUUUGUAAAUUGCUAACACAUCCAGUUCAAAUUGUCGGUGAAUCAGCAGCCUUAUUUAUCUUUGUACUUUGCAAGGAAAACAGUAAGUAGAAUUAUUAUGUUGUUAGCGAUUUCACUUCAAUAAAUUAUUAUUCACUUUAUAUAUCCUGUAACAUUCCUUAACUAGCUAUGUGAUAUGUGCAUUCCGAUGGUUUUGUUUUAACUUUCAGUGUAGAUAACUUUAAAACAGAUUUUUGACAAGGUUUAAGAAAUGUUUAAAGGAACCAUGAAAGCUGUUUCGCUACUAUACCGCUGUGCUUUAAAAGACCAGAAUACAAACAACAAGUAUAUUGCUAACGAAAUCAGGAUUUCACCUGAAGUUUAAUUAAACAUUGUCUUAUUCUGUUAUAUAUUCAGAAAAUUUGCAAAAUGGAAUUAGUCAUGUCGAUUUUGGGAUUUUUUGCAUUAUAUACUUACAUCUGUUACUCCUCAUGGAGAAACAGACGUCGCAAACAGCAUUCGCCAUUCAACUCUGUCCUAGGCAGUAUAUUCCAGUUGCUAUUCAUCCUUUUGAUGUCGGCAUUCAAUUCUCGGAACAAUGCGUUCUUCGACAUUCCUCUUUACCACUUUCCCUUCAGAAUUUCAAGUUGGCGCUUGCCUCGUAACUCAAUUUGAUGACUUCCGCAAUUUGGACGAGCAGUGAAAUACACGGGCUUUGGAAAUUUCGCUGGAUUUUUAGCACGUCAUGCUUUACUUGGGAAAACAUCAAAGGUUAAUAGAGAAUCUAAUUGUAAUGUCGAGUCAGAUGGUGAAUAUUCUGCUACAUCGACGGAAUCAGAAACGGAAGAAUAUAAAAAGUUGAAGGAAGAUGUGAACCCUGUAACAGGUCGAUGGGAAAUCCCACAACCGAACCCAAUGGAAAACAUGUCUGAAGAACAAAAGGAAUAUCUUGCUAUGGACUUAGUACAGAAAAUCGACAAACUUGAGAGAUCUGGAUUAAUUCAACCAGGAACUAUCGGUGAAGAUGGUCGAGUGAGGCCUGUAAAACAUGUACUUGAACUUAUUCAGACAAAAGAAGAUGAUCAAAAGUCAGACGAAUCUGUAAACUAGGGAAGGAUAGGUUGAAGAGCUUUUGUGUGUGCAAUAAGGUUAGUGUAUCAAAAACCGAAGUCUGUUUUGGACAUCCACCAAAAAAACAACUGAAUAAUACAGGCCGUUGUGCAUUUGAUUGUUUUUUGAAUUGCUUUGAUGACAACUGUUGAAUACAAAAAUCAAAAUUUUAAUUUUAC